This is a messenger RNA of Cucurbitaria berberidis CBS 394.84, 1012 nucleotides long. RefSeq names its product Cu,Zn superoxide dismutase-like protein. The transcript has a single exon. The record is from RefSeq and is a predicted model, not a curated record. Gene Ontology annotation, molecular function: metal ion binding. Lineage: Eukaryota; Fungi; Ascomycota; Dothideomycetes; Pleosporales; Cucurbitariaceae. Gene Ontology annotation, biological process: superoxide metabolic process. The coding region runs from base 134 to 1012 and encodes 292 amino acids.
GCCGUGUACAAUUAGGUCAAGGACGAAAAUACAUAAGAAACCAACUUCUCAAUACAGAUGAGCAUGUCCAUCAUCUCACCUAAUAUCCUCGAACUACGCACCGUCGAGCGCCCAAUCGCACUUCAUCGUCACCAUGCACACAUCCCUAUUCCUCUCUCUGGGCCUCUUGCCCCUCGCUCUCGCCCAAGAACAAGUCCAAGAGGCACCUCCCCCACCAGUAGUCAUCCUCUCAACCAUCAAGUCCGGCGUCAUCCCAGUUCUACCUUCAGAGACUCCAUUCGCAGGCGUCGAUACGCUACAAGGUGCCAUCAUCUCGCCGCGUCCCCCUCUACCCGGCUACACAGGCCUCCUCGGCACCGCAACCGCGCAAUCCAACCAACCCACUGCAACCUACCUUGCGUCCUUACCAGAGACCCCAUUCAACCCCCUAGUAGGCGCACCCGUGCAGGGAAGCCUAGAAGCAGUCGGAGGCCCCAACGGCGUUACAUUCACCGUCAACAUCACCAACCUGCCCGACCAGGCCAAAUACGGCCCGUUCAACUGGCACAUCCACACGCUCCCCGUUCCAGACGAUGGAAACUGCACCGCCACACUAUCCCACUUCGACCCCACGAAUCGCGGCGAAUUGUACAUGUGCGAAGCUGCGCGCCCGGAGACGUGCCAGGUCGGCGAUCUUGCUGGUAAACAUGGCGGCAAGAUCACUACGCCCAAGACCUUCACGACGACGUUUGUCGACGCUUAUCUGAGCACCCAGGAGGGCAGCGCGGGCUUCUUCGGUGGCUUAGCGUUUGUUCUGCAUACUGGGAAUACGACGCGGAUUACUUGUGCCAACUUUGAGAUGGUCGUGGGAAGUGGGAAUGGAACGAGUGGGGGUGGGAAUGCUACUGGGACGACGGGCGUGCCGGGUUCCACGGGUACCGCAAUGCCUCCGCAGUUUACUGGGGCUGCUGGUGGAAAGAUUGGUGCUAGUGUUGGGGCACUUGCUAUUGCAUUUGCGGCGCUGUUGGUGUAG